AUCUUGAAUUAUUAAAAUUCCAAGUAUAGCUCUCCUGUAAAAAAUGUAUCAUAUACAUUACUAAUGUUACGCGUAUCUAUGAACUUUGACAAUCUUGACAACCUGAGAGCAGAGAAAGCAUCGAGCGUUGCGAGAGCAAUUCUAAGAUCAUCUUAAGCUGAGAAGAUCUAGGAGAGGCAUCGCGUAUUUACGGAGCAACCAAAAUUUCGAAUUCGUGCAUCUUCGUGGUGCGCCAUCUGCAACAGCAAAGACGAGGAAUCUGGCGCCAAUUAUGAUGCGGCUGGCGAUGUCCCUAAACGGGGGAAUGUGACGUCACAUGGAAGCCGGCGUGUCGCGUUCAGUUUGCAUUCGUGCGCGCGUUCUGUUGGCAGCCGGUGCGGCUUUUCUCUGGAAUUUUCCAUUGUGAGUACUGUUCGUUGUUUUGAAAAUUUCUGAAGCACAGUCCUAUCAGUUCCACGGAAUAGAACCGAUAAAUCACGUCACACGUUAUUGGCCAACCUCGAGAAAGCUACUUGAAAUGCAGAGCAGCGGCUGAGCUGAUUCGCGUGCCGGAAGGCUUAUCAACGGCGGGCUUAUCGGCGACUAAUAAUUCGGGUACAUGCUUGUCAGAUAAUCGCGAAGACGCGACCAGAAGCGAGGAUGUCACCGGAUGAGGAAAAGACACCGCCGAUGAUGGAUAUCUGCAGUCCGACGCUCGAGAAGAGACAGACCACGAGCUCGAACAACAUCCAGAAGGAUGACGAGGUCCUCAAGGACGAUGAGUCAACGGCCAAGGUCGCGUACGUACCGAAGAUCAAGUGGCUGGAUCUUGGCGCGCAAAUCUUUAUACACGGCGGUUUUCUCUACGGGCUGUACCUGGUGUUCGCGCAAGCGAAAUUGCUUACGUCGAUAUGGGCGUUCGUAACUAUUUAUACGUCCGGCUUUGGAAUUACGGCUGGCGUUCACAGAUUAUGGUCGCACAAGGCUUACAAGGCAAAGUGGCCCCUGCGUCUACUUCUAGUCUUCCUCUUUACGAUAACAGGACAAAAAGAUGUGUACACUUGGGCGUUGGACCACAGGGUGCAUCACAAAUAUAGUGAAACCGACGGGGAUCCGCAUGACGUAAGGAGAGGUUUCUUCUUCGCUCAUGUGGGGUGGCUUUUUACGACACCCCAUCCCGACGUCGUCGCCAAGCGCAAGGCAAUCGACAUGAGCGACUUAGAAGCGGAUUCUAUAGUUAUGUGGCAGAAAAGAUUAUACAUACCUCUAUUUGCGCUCCUGACUAUCGGAUUACCGGUAUUUAUUCCUUGUUACUUCUGGUCAGAAUCGCUAUGGAUCUCAUUCUGGGUGAACUUCAACUUCCGGUUCUGCAUAAAUCUGAAUAUAGCCUUUUGCGUCAACAGCGUGGCGCACAUGUGGGGACAGAAACCCUAUGACAAGAACAUUUCGCCGGUCGAGAACUUCGCGGUAUCGAUCGCGUCGCUCGGCGAGGGAUAUCACAAUUAUCAUCACGUGUUUCCAUGGGACUAUAAGACUAGUGAAUUGGGUGAUUACCCGUUCAACCUCACUACCGGUUUUAUUGACGCGUUUGCACGCAUCGGCUGGGCCUACGAUCGGAAGUACGUCUUGCCGGAGAUGAUUUAUCGCAGAGCGCAUCGAUGCGGCGAUGGUAGUCACGUCUGGGGUUACGGUGACAUCGACAUCUCGAAGGACGAUCAGGCAGAAUUAGACAUGAUGAAUAAUCACGAAUUGUGAGACUGAGAAGAGAUGAAAGCGCAUCACGAUCCUUUCGGACGGACCGGAAAUAUUUGGAGAAGCAAAGUUUCUCUAAUUCAUAUGCGGACCAUCUCAAAUCUCUCUUAAGAAAUAAGAACUGAAGUAAAACUGAUAUGCAGAUUUGUGACUCUCUGUGAUUUUGAGUUCCACGCCCAGAGUACUAUAUUGCCGAAAAAUAUUUAUAUUUUAAUAAUUAUGAUUAUUUAAUAAAAAGUUUUACGCAAAAUAAAAGCGCAAUAAAACAGUUGACUCUCGAUUAUAAUUCGCGAACAGAAAAUUAUUCUUUGAACUACGAAGACCAUAAAUAAGAUCGAAGAUAUGUUAUAAAAUUUAUUGUAAAAAAUUCUUAAUAAAAUUUAUAGAAAAAAAAUGAAAUUUGAUAUAUUCCUAGUUAUUUAGGAAAUUUAUCUAUAAAGUUACUAUUUAAAGAAGAUAAUAAAUUUUAAGACAAAGUAUUAAAACUACGCGAUUGACAAAUUACAAAUUCGUAUAAUCGAGAGUUCAUUGUUUGCGAUAUAAGAAGCCACUGUUUAUACAUUAUAUUAUAUAAUAUAUAUAUAUAUAUAUA
Molecule: messenger RNA, 2323 nt
Organism: Nylanderia fulva
Lineage: Eukaryota; Metazoa; Arthropoda; Insecta; Hymenoptera; Formicidae
Source: RefSeq, a predicted model, not a curated record